CGAUCAUUGGGUGACGUGUGAAACAAAUCCUACAUCCGGCCGCCGAGCUCUAUCUCUGGCUAAAUUAGUAUUCUGCCUCGCCCUACAGUCUGGAUUCAAUGCCCAGCAAGGCUUGGGAAUGUGUAUGUCGUUACUUUCCCCACUCUUGAACAAAACGGCUCCAUCCCGCGCUUCAGCGCCACCAACGACUGCCAUCAGCGCCGUUAACUUCAACGUCUGAACUAGCCUCUUUGAUUACCUGCAGACAUGUCAGAACACACAAUGGAGAAGUCACCAUCUAAAGACUUCAUCACAAACGCUACCUCUGCCGACGACACAAUCUUGAGAACAAGUCCUGAGAUAGACUCUCGAGCAGACUCUGCAGAAGCAAAGCAGCGACCUGAAAACGAGUUGCCAUCACAGACUGCACCUAAAGACCCUCGUAUAUGGCUCGUCUUUGUUGCCCUUUGCCUUGCAGCCUUCUGCGCAAACCUGAACGCCACAAUCCUCACUACCGUCAUCCCACUCAUAACGCGGGAUCUAUCUGCCGACCAUGAGUAUAUCUGGAUCAAUGCCGCCUUCAACAUUGCAGCGGCCGCCAUCCUGCCGCUCCUAGGACAAGCGUCAAAUGUCCUUGGUCGACGGAUCCCAAUGCUACUGUCCUUGGGACUAUUUACCUUGGGCAGUGCGCUCUGCGGCGCCGCGAAGAACAUUGCGAUGAUGAUCGCGUGUCGAGCGAUUCAGGGUGCAGGCGCCGGCGGAAUAAUGAUGUUAUUGGAAGUCAUUACUUGCGACUUGUUCCCGUUGCGAGUACGAGGAAAUUACUUCGCGAUUGUGCUCGCGUUCUGUAGUAUCGGCGUCACGCUGGGUCCCAUUGUCGGCGGAGCAUUUGUCAAACAUACCACAUGGCACUGGGUGUUCUACGUCAAUGUGCCAUUCGGUGGGCUGGCAUUUACCCUUGCGUUCCUCUUCCUGAAAUUCAAGAGGCCGAAGUCGACUUUCAAGGAGAAAAUCCUACAGAUUGAUUUUGUGGGGAAUGUCUUGUUCAUGGCCGGUACAAUCUCCCUUCUGCUGGGGCUGAUCAUGGGCGGGCAGGUUCAUCCAUGGUCGUCUUUUCGCGUCAUCGUACCGAUCGUUCUCGGAAUAAUCGGCUGGGGAUUCUUCUUCGCAUGGCAAGUCUCACCUUGGUGUGUUGAGCAGACCAUACCUCCCAGGCUCUUCUCGAACAGGACCUCGGCGGCCGGAUUCGUGAUCAUAUUCCUCUCCUGCAUGCUUCUCGACUGGGUCGUGUACUUCCUACCGUACUAUUUCCAGACACUAAAGGGUUCCUCUCCCUUACGAUCCGGAGUCGAGGCUCUCCCCUUCAACAUCUUCAUAGUCCCAGCUGCUGGCAUCAACGGUGCUCUCCUGACCAAGUUUGGGCAGUACAAACCGCUCCAUCUCGCAGGAUUUGGAAUGGCGACACUCGGCUUUGGGCUCUUUUCAACCAUGAAUACCACCACGAGCACGGUGAAGUGGGUGUUUUGGCAGCUUUUUGGAGCCUAUGGGCUGGGUGCAUUGAUCACAACCACACUGCCGGCAAUUCAGGCCAGUCUUCCUGAAUCAGACGUAGCAACCUCUACUGCGCUUCAUGCGUUCCUAAGGUCAUUUGGUUUUAUUUGGGCUUUCACGAUUCCUUCGGUCGUCUUUAACAACCAGGUUCGGGCCAAGCUCAACGACGUGGUUGACGAUCCCAACGCCCGCGCAGUCCUGUCCAAUGGGCAAGCGUACUCUCAAGCAAACAGCAAGUGGCUCAAUGAACUGACUGGUCAGACUAAGGACCAGGUGUUGCACCUGUACGAGUUGAGCAUUAGCAGUAUGUGGUACACGGCCAUUGCGUUCAGUUUGUUGGGAUUUUUCAUUGUCUUUGUGGAGAAACGGGUGAAGUUGCGGGAGAAUCUCGAAACUGAUUUUGGGCUUGAAGAGAGGAAUGUAGAUGAGCAGACGGAGCAGGGUGAAGUGGGAACAGGGAAGGAUGAGGGAGGAGCUGAGGUGAAAACAUCGGAUCAAAGGGAUUAAAAAUUGACGACCCUCUAUAGAACUAUACGAUUCGAAAGCAGUGAACAAUCGUAUGACCAAAUUGAUAGAUGACUGCGUGUUAACUUCGACGGCAAUUAUAUUAAACAAUUAUUCAUGAUGCUCACUGCAAAUAUUGAUCACUGGAAAGCGUGAAGAAGAAACGGGAUGGUUCUAAAACAAUAUAUAUUACCAG
Messenger RNA from Aaosphaeria arxii CBS 175.79, 2230 nucleotides. Its product is annotated as MFS general substrate transporter. The transcript has a single exon. Gene Ontology annotation, biological process: transmembrane transport. Gene Ontology annotation, molecular function: transmembrane transporter activity. The record is from RefSeq and is a predicted model, not a curated record. Bases 262 to 2037 code for a protein of 591 amino acids. NCBI's taxonomy places the organism in Eukaryota, Fungi, Ascomycota, Dothideomycetes, Pleosporales.